Molecule: messenger RNA, 1334 nt
Organism: Rhea pennata
Lineage: Eukaryota; Metazoa; Chordata; Aves; Rheiformes; Rheidae
Product: C-C chemokine receptor type 2-like
Exons: 3
Coding region: 157-1254 (365 amino acids)
Biological process (GO): immune response; positive regulation of cytosolic calcium ion concentration; inflammatory response
Cellular component (GO): membrane; external side of plasma membrane
Molecular function (GO): C-C chemokine receptor activity; C-C chemokine binding
Source: RefSeq, a predicted model, not a curated record
GAUAAAACAAGCUUGGUAAAUCAGUUACAAGUGGAACGUGUCCAGUAUUUUCUCAAGGGGACAGAACUACAGCCUGUUUUUAUUCCAGAGCAACACAACAUUUGCCCUUUUAUCCCAGAUCAACACUGCCGACUUGCUUGCUCUGCAACAGCCAGGAUGGCAGAUUCAUUGGAUGAACACAUGGUGGAAAACUACACCGCUGACUUAGACAACUUGCCACUGACAACAGAAUUUGAUUACGACGAUGCAAUAGCAUGCGUGAAUUCUGAAGAAAAGAAUUUUGCAGCAAAAUUUCUGCCACCGCUUUACUCUUUGGUGGUGAUAUUUGGCCUCCUGGGCAACAUGCUCGUUGUCCUUAUCCUGGUAAAAUACAAGCGACUGAAGAGCAUGACCGACAUCUACCUGCUCAAUUUGGCAAUUUCUGAUUUGCUGUUUAUAUUUUCCCUCCCUUUUUGGGCUUACUAUGCUGCCCAGGAGUGGAUUUUUGGAGACGCACUCUGCAGAAUUCUCUCAGGUGUCUACCUCCUUGGCUUCUACAGUGGGAUCUUUUUCAUAAUCCUGUUGACCAUAGACAGGUAUCUGGCCAUAGUGCAUGCAGUGUUUGCUUUAAAAGCCAGGACAGUUGCCUACGGCAUCCUCACCAGCACUGUCACUUGGGCUGUUGCUCUUUUAUUCUCUCUCCCAGGAAUCUUUUUUCACAAAAGUCAAAAGGAAAAUUCACGUUAUACAUGCAGCCCUCAUUAUCCAAUAGGUGACUCAAUGAAUUGGAAGUACUUUUGUAUUUUAAAGAUGAACAUCCUGGGACUUAUUUUUCCAAUGAUCAUUAUGAUUUUCAGUUACUCCCAAAUUCUAAAAACAUUAAUGAGAUGUAGGAAUGAGAAAAAACAGAAGGCAGUCAGACUUAUUUUUGUGAUCAUGAUUUUUUACUUCAUCUUCUGGACACCAUUUAAUAUUGCUUCUUUUUUGUACACCUUUCAAACUUCAUUAUCUCUCAGUACUUGUGAAAUUAGUGGUCAACUGGGGAAAGCAAUCCAAGUGACAGAAACCAUUUCAAUGAUCCACUGCUGUAUCAACCCUGUGAUCUAUGCAUUUGUUGGAGAAAAAUUUAGGAAAUAUCUUUAUACCUUUUUCCGAAAGCAUGUUGCAGCUCACCUCUGCAAAAAAUGUCCAGUUCUUUAUCAUGAAAAAUUAGAAAGAGUUAGUUCCACAUUCACACCGUCUACUGCAGAGCAUGACAUCUCAACAGGACUGUAAAAACUGCAUUGAAAGGUUAAGUAGUAAACUUUGCAACACCCUCUUUGUCUUAAGGACUGCAUGACAUUAUUGUUUAAGAU